This is a messenger RNA of Sciurus carolinensis (gray squirrel), 672 nucleotides long. It is a transcript of the gene Spdyc, whose product is annotated as speedy/RINGO cell cycle regulator family member C. NCBI's taxonomy places the organism in Eukaryota, Metazoa, Chordata, Mammalia, Rodentia, Sciuridae. The record is from RefSeq and is a predicted model, not a curated record. Gene Ontology annotation, molecular function: protein kinase binding. Gene Ontology annotation, biological process: positive regulation of cyclin-dependent protein serine/threonine kinase activity.
AUGCGUUGGUUCCUGGGCCGUGAUCCAGUGAUCCACGCUGUAGGUAACUCCUACUUGCAGGUGAGUGAUACCAGAGACUCUGCCACUGUCCCUGUGGUGACCACCCAGGUGAAGCUGGGGGUCUGCAGCCAUCAAGGUGACGAUGGGUUUCUUCAUCCCCAUCAGGAUCAGGAGCUCCAGGCCUUCCUCAGCCUUCUGGAGGACAGCUUUUUCCAGGAGUUCCUCUCCAAAGACUACUGCUUCCCGAUUUCAGAUGAGUUGAGGAAACAAAGUGGGUACCUCCUGGCUUUGGUGCUGGUCUACUUCCAGUGUGCUAACCUGAUGCUCCGCCAUCACAGCCGCGACAGCCUGUUCUCGGCACAGUUCUUUUCAAAUCACAUGGAGGAGGGCUUAGAGGAACCCAAAUGUGAGAUUUUUCCAUGGACCCUGGGGAAAGAUUGGUGUUUCCAGGUAGGGAAGUUCCUGCACCAAAGGGACAUGCUGUGGGCACAAAUGGUCUUCUGAGACAUUGUGAACCGCCAGUGCUGUGAGCAGGUCAUGGCCAACCCACUGGGCCUGGACCACAGUGGGGUUCAGAGGGGCUGCUGUCAGGCCAGGACCCUUUCCCAUCCAUCCCACACUGUGGCCUGUAUGGUUUGUCCCAGCAUCACAGGUGUGACGGGAGCUGAGUGA